Molecule: messenger RNA, 544 nt
Organism: Solanum verrucosum
Lineage: Eukaryota; Viridiplantae; Streptophyta; Magnoliopsida; Solanales; Solanaceae
Product: glycine-rich protein 23-like
Exons: 2
Coding region: 5-412 (135 amino acids)
Source: RefSeq, a predicted model, not a curated record
AAAAAUGGCAAGUAAUUGGUACAUAAUGUUUGUGUUUUCACUUGUAGUACUUGUCCAUGUUGUUACUGCAAGAAACAUUCCUCAGGCUCAGAGUGAGGGUGUAACGGUAAACACGGAGGUUAUAAGUAAAGCUCCAACACCUAGCAAAGGCCUUGAUGACAAAAAGAAUUUCAUCUCAUUUGGUGGAGUUGGUGGUUGGGCUGGAAUUGGUGGUUAUGGUGGUGUGUUGCCUACUUUUGGUGGCAUUGGUGGCGCUGGUGGAAUAGGCGGUGCUAGUGGAAUCGGAGGGCUAGGUGGUCUUGGUGGAUUUGGUGGCGGUGUUGGUGGUGUUGGAGGACUUGGUGGUGGUGGUGGUCUAGGUGUUGGUGGUGGAGUUGGUGGUAUUGGUGGCAUUGGUGGUAUCAAACCCUAGGAACAUUUUAAUUUGUUGUUGUAAUUUUGUCUAAUGAAACUUUAUUUUAGUAGUGCAUGCAUGUCUAAUUAUUAUCCUACGUUUGUAUUUUUGAAGUUUUCAUGUAUUAGUAGUAUUUUCCUAAGUUAAUUA